This is a messenger RNA of Oncorhynchus gorbuscha (pink salmon), 854 nucleotides long. RefSeq names its product ribosomal biogenesis factor (gene rbis). NCBI's taxonomy places the organism in Eukaryota, Metazoa, Chordata, Actinopteri, Salmoniformes, Salmonidae. Gene Ontology annotation, biological process: ribosome biogenesis. The coding region runs from base 151 to 447 and encodes 98 amino acids. Gene Ontology annotation, cellular component: nucleolus. The record is from RefSeq and is a predicted model, not a curated record. The transcript has 4 exons.
GUUGAAAUCGAGCGCAUCAUGGGGGCGUUUCAAUCUGUUGUCCUCGGGAGCACUGAUUGGUUCAGAUUUUAGUCGCAUCUAAAUUGCGUCAGCUCUGUUGCUUCAACACGUUUUACAUUUGCCGAUAGUUGUCCACUUCUUGAGGUUAUCAUGGCGAAGAAUAAACAAAAAGGCAAAAAGCAGCAGAAUGUUUUCCGAGUGACCAACAAACAGACAAAACAAAAGAACAAGGCAAAACCUGUCACUUCAACUCUCAAACACAUCAAUAAAGUGAAGAAUGAGAAGGUGGAGAACCUGAAUAAAAUAUUUACAGAGGUCCAACGGGAUGUCAGAAGUGUAUCAAAAUGCACUGCUCCGGUGCCCAGAAAGCCAACUCCGGUUGUCCGUGAAGCACCGAAAGAGUCUGCGAAUGUGGACGGCGCUGCCCAGCUGUUCUCUCAGCUAUAGUGCGGAUUGGCUGCAUGAAAUGAAAUCUAGUUACAAUUCGAACAGUCCACACUGCCCCAAUAAAUUGUGUAGAACGUAAUAUGACUAUCAUGAUGACGAUAUGUAAAUAUGGUGAUAUAUAUAUAUAUAAAAAAAAGUGUGCAGAUAUUCGAAGAAUGUAAAGGAUGAAUUUGUUGAGAGGUUGACACAUGCUGUAAAAUGAUAGAUUCCCCUCCCCGUUGGAUACAUCUGCCAAAUAUAAUGAUCAACAACCUUAAGGUGUUGAUCUGUCUUCACAAGACUAUGCUGCCAAUGCUGAAUGUCAGGGUCUUAGUGCUACACACUAUUUAAUUUUUGAAGGUAGUUUUUAUUGGAUUUUCACUCUUGAUGCGAUAUUGUACUAAUUAUUAAAUUGUUCUUGGAUAAUC